This is a messenger RNA of Bipolaris maydis ATCC 48331, 2037 nucleotides long. Its product is annotated as carbohydrate-binding module family 21 protein. Gene Ontology annotation, molecular function: glycogen binding; protein phosphatase 1 binding. The record is from RefSeq and is a predicted model, not a curated record. Gene Ontology annotation, biological process: regulation of glycogen biosynthetic process. Gene Ontology annotation, cellular component: protein phosphatase type 1 complex. Lineage: Eukaryota; Fungi; Ascomycota; Dothideomycetes; Pleosporales; Pleosporaceae.
AUGCCUUACACACCUCCCUCACAGCGGUCGCCGGCAACCUCCAAGACUAGCAGUCCCACACUAAGCCGGAAUCACUCCUAUGUCGAUCAGCCACCCCACUCGCCGGUGACGACCCGUCGCCCGUCACUGCCUCGCUCCGUCUCGUCAACCUCGUACCUCGCAAAGUCACGGCGGUCGUCGACAUCGGUCACAAUAGAGAACACUGUUGCAAACGGGCUGUCUCCCAACACCACCACUGACACCAAGUCCGAUGCCACCCAGCAUGGCCCAUCCACAAACGGUAGCCUACGCCCGUCUCCUCCUCCUGUAAACGAUCUUCUGAUUCCGCCAGGUGCGAUUACCACGCCUCCUGAUUCCUCGGAUGAUGAAGAACGUGGACGCCGCGUAGGGGACCUACGUGAACUGCAACAGGCCCUCCAAGGCAUCGACCAGAAGCGACAGUCAUCUCCUUCCACCGAGGUCACCGAGAGGGUCAACGACUCCAAGCCCCAACCACCCGUCACCCUGGCACGCUCUCUCUCGGCCGAAGCACGCAAGAUUGCACACUCGCGCUCCUCGAGCGAGAUCAUGCUCUCUCAGCACAUGAUGCACCCCAUCAACACAGAAACCAUUAUCAGCUCGUCUGAUGGCAGUGAUGCCGAGGACGAUGAGCUCCGGAUAAAACCUCUGCUACUACGCAAGAAGUCUGGUGAGCUUGUCGACCGACCCAUUGCUGUCAGUGCAGGCUCGUCACCCGUCGAGACCUAUGACAGUGAGAGCGAGUACCCGUUCUCGGACAACUCGCGGUCCAAGGCACCUGAGUGGGACAUCAAGCUUGCAAACUUCCCCUCGUCGAAUAGCUACGAGCGACAGACUGCCCCUGUCCGGGUUGAGCGCAUCUUCCUUGCUUCUGAUCACCAGACUCUGGUUGGCAACAUUGCCGUUGCCAACUUGUCCUUCCACAAGCUCGUCGUGGCUCGCUUCACGCUCGACUACUGGAAGACUACAUCAGAAGUAGUUGCUGAGUUCAACCACGACGUCCGCAAGAAGCAAAAGGAAGACGGCUACGACCGCUUCAACUUCAACAUCAAGUUGGCUGACCAAGCCAACCUCGAGUCCAAGACUCUGUUGCUGUGCGUUCGUUACCAGGUCAAUGGCCAAGAGUACUGGGACAACAACAAUGCCAUGAACUACCAGGUUGACUUCAUCAAGAAGGCUAAGCAACGGGGACACAAGCGCCCCACUGCUAGCCUGGGUGCUGUCCCCCGUAGCAGGCACUCACCUCUUGCUCCCCGCCCACGCUCGAUGCCCGCUGCUUCGUUUGACGACGAUUUUGGCCACGAGUUCGAGACCAAAUUCCAGUUUGGUAGCGGACGUGCCAUCAUCGGCGAAUCACCUAGCUCGGUCAUCAAGCUGAAGCCCAAGAGCAAGCGUACCGUUCCCCAGAACCAGGCUCCACCUUCGCAGGUCAGCCAGGCUUUCGCCUCUCGCUAUGACUUUGGUGCAUCUCUCACUGCUGCUCUGUCCAACGCUCAAACCGCACUUGGUGACCGCAGUGGACUGAAGUUGGACAAGGACAAGAUGAACAAAGGCUACUUUGAUCGUUCAAUUCCUACAGCUCAGUCUCACGCUACCAGUGCUCCUAUUCCCGGCGCCCGUCCUGACUCACUGACUUUGGAGAAGCCCGAUCUUCAGUCUGCAGAGUACAACGAGUUGAUCCAAAAAUUCUGCUUUUUUGGCACCCCGACUGGGAAAACCUCUCCAAAUGUCACCACGCCUGCUGUCAAGCCUACGCAAGGUGACGGAGCUCUUGACUACAUGCACAACAGCUCUGGAAGCAACCAGUCGUCUGUUACCAGCAGUCCUGCGUCCCCUGCCAUGCCCCUCAUGACAGAUGGUGCCAGUGACUCUGUCUCAUUCUUACCUCGUUCAGCUUCUCCCGGUCCUGUCACCGGCUAUGCACCUGAAGACCGUUACGCCUCCUCGUAUGAGUAUGGCUACACGAUGCCAGGUGGCGCCUUUACCGAACGCAGCCACACACCCCAGGCUUGUGUCUAA